AUGACUCCUAAGAAAAAAAUAUUUCAAAAUUUUCAAGAAAAUGAAAAUGAGAUAUUAAGUCCAACAAAAAAAGGAAUAAAAUUAAAUGUUAGUAAAUUAAAUAUUUUAAAUUUUGAAAACACAAUAAAAAAAGAAGAAAAAAAUAAUUAUCACUACAACACAUCAAUAAAUAAAGAAAUAGAUCAGGAUUUAAAUCAUAAUAUAAUAAAUACACAUAAUAAUAAAAAAAAUAAUUUUAAUAUAUAUGAUUAUAAUAAUAUAAAAAAUAGUACACAAGAUUUUUAUAUUGAUUUAAACGAACAUAAUAAACAAACCAUUGAAUAUAAUGGUAACAAAUUUAUUUCUAUAAAUAAAAAAGAAAAAUAUAAUCUAGAUGAAUCCUCUUCUUCAUCCUUAUCAUCAUCAUCAUCAUUAUCAUCAUUAAGAAAUACCUUCGAUGAAUACGAAAAUACAAUUAAAAAAAAAAAUAACACUAGUCUUAUUUCUUUAAAUAAUAAUAAUUGUAAUUACAAUCAUAAGAAUAAACAUCAAAUUUAUAAUAACAUAUCAGAAAAACCACAAAAAAAAGAUAUACAUACUCUUCCAUCCAAUCAACAAAUAAAUAAAGAAAAAACAAAUAACACACAUAAUAUAUAUCAAGAUAAAAUGACAAAAAAAAAUAUAUCCAAAAAAAAUACAUUCAAUCUAAAGAAUAAUCAAAGUAACAAAGAAAAAGAAAACAAAAGGACAAGUGAUCAAAGUCAAGAUGAAAAUAAUAAUUUCGAAAAAAGAAUUUUAAGAAGUCAUACCAAAAACAAUGAUCAUGUGAAAAAUAUUUUAAAAAAUAAUAUAAAAAAUAAUAUAAAAAAUAAUAAUAUAAACAAAAUGAAUAAUCUUAAAAGAUCUAGUCAAUCCAUUGCAAUCGAUUCAGAUUUAUUAAGUCCUCAUAAAAGUAAAAGAAUUAAAUAUGAUGAAAAAAAUAUUCCAGAUAGGAAUAAUAAUACCAAAAAAAAAAAAAACCCACCUAAUAAUAAUAAUAAUAAUAAUAAUAAUCACAAUAAUAAUAAUAAAUAUAAUGUCAAUAAUAAUUAUCCUACUGAUAGUAACAACAAACAUACAAAUAACAAUCAAAAUAAUAGAUACAAUAAAUCAAAAACAAUAAAUACAUAUAAUCAACAUUCAAAAGAUAAUACACAGGAAAUCACAAAAAAAUUCAAAAGUAGAUAUAUAAACACAUAUACAAUGGAAGAAGUGCAAAGAACUAUAAAAAGUAAUACAAUUAAAGUUGUUACUGAAAAUUCUUGUGAAUAUCAAGAUGGUAUUAUAUAUGAAUCUCUCAUCAUUAAUGAUGAGGAAUAUAGUAUAGGAGAAGAUGUAUUAAUUUUCUAUACACCCAACAAUAACAACAACAACAAUAAUAAUAACAACAAUAAUAAUAAUAAUAAUUUUAAUAAUAAGAAGAAUAAUCUAAAAUGUGAUGAUAUUAAAAAUCAAAAUAAUAACUAUAAUGUCAAAUCUAAUAAUGUAAAAGAUAAUAUUUAUCUACUAAAAAAAGGGAAAAUCUCAAGCUUCUAUAAAAGCACUAACAGUAAAAUUAUAGAAGUAGAAAUAUGUUUUUAUUAUGACGAAUGUGAUGAAGAACUUAUAAGAGGACUUGAAAAAAAACAAACAUCUAGGAGAUGUAAAGAAGAUUUCAAUAUUUAUCUUAAUGAUGAUACUAAAUAUUAUAAUCUACUAGGAAAUAUUAGCUUCACUAUAUUAAAUGCUAAUUAUAUUUAUAAAAAAAUAUAUGUCUACAAUGAAAUAGAAAACUUUGAAGAAGAUACACAUGCAAGAAAAGGAAAAAAUAAAUUUCUAUGUACACAUUAUAUAAAAGAUAAAGAAGAUCGAUUAUGUUUCAUACCUAAUGAUGAACACUGGAAUAAUCUAGUUUUGGGUUCUAGUGAUUUAUAUUAUUAUUUUGCUAAUGAAAAAAAAUUAAAUAAAAAUAAAUCAUUAAAACUUAUUAUAGAAAAAUUAAAGAUAAAUGAUAAAAUAAAUGAUAAGACAAAUGAUACACAUGGAUCCCAAAAAAGUAAUAAAAAGGGAUAUACAAAUAAAUCACAAACAACAACAAAUGCAAAUUCAAAUACAAAUGCAAAUGUAAAUGCAAAUUCAAAUACAAAUGCAAAUACAAAUGCAAAUAUAAAACAUGUGAGUUAUAUUAAUAAAUCCAAAACUACCAAAUAUAAAGAUAGUAAUGCAGAUUCAUUUUCACUCAAUGUUAUCAAAAAAAAUGAUCAUAAUAACAACGAUUUACAAUCAUCUCUUAAAGAAGAUCAAGAAAAUUAUUAUAUUAAUUUAUUAAAAAAUAUUAAAGAUCCAACAGAUAAAGCUAUACGUAUGAUGCAGUUAGAUGUAGUACCUAAAUAUUUACCAUGUAGAGAAAAAGAAAUUAAAGAAGUACAUGGAUUCUUAGAAUCUGGAAUUAAACAAUCUGGAAGUAAUCAAAUCUUAUAUAUUAGUGGAAUGCCAGGAACAGGCAAAACAGCUACUGUCUAUAGUGUAAUACAAUUAUUGCAAAUAAAAAGUAAAAAAAAAUUACUACCAUCAUUUAAUGUAUAUGAAAUUAAUGGUAUGAAUGUCGUUCAUCCUAAUGCAGCAUAUCAAGUUUUCUAUAAACAAUUAUUUAAUAAGAAACCACCCAAUGCUUUAAAUUCAUUUAAAAUUAUUGAUAGAUUAUUUAAUAAGUCUCAAAAAGAUAGUAGAGAUGUUUCUAUAUUAAUUAUAGAUGAAAUAGAUUAUUUAAUAACAAAAACACAAAAAGUUUUAUUUACAUUAUUUGACUGGCCUACUAAAAUUAAUAGUAAACUUGUUCUUAUUGCUAUAUCUAAUACAAUGGAUUUACCAGAUAGACUAAUACCUAGAUGUAGAUCAAGAUUAGCUUUUGGUAGAUUAGUUUUUAGUCCAUAUAAAGGAGAUGAAAUUGAAAAAAUUAUUAAAGAAAGAUUAGAAAACUGUAAAGAAAUUAUAGAUCAUACAGCUAUUCAAUUAUGUGCUAGAAAAGUAGCUAAUGUAUCAGGAGAUAUUAGAAAAGCAUUACAAAUUUGUCGUAAAGCUUUUGAAAAUAAAAGAGGAAAUAAAAUCGUUCCAAGAGAUAUAACUGAAGCAACAAAUCAAUUAUUUGAUUCUCCAUUAACAAAUGCUAUAAAUUAUUUACCUUGGGCUUUUAAAAUAUUUCUUACAUGUCUUAUCAUUGAAUUAAGAAUCAUUAAUGAAUUUGUUAUACCAUAUAAAAAAGUAGUAAAUAGAUAUAAAAUACUUAUAGAAACAAGUGGAAAGUAUAUAGGCAUGUGUAGUGAUAAUGAACUCUUUAAAAUCAUGUUAGAUAAAUUAGUUAAAAUGGGAAUACUACUUAUCAGACCAUAUAUACCAUUAGAAGAUAUAUCCAAAAAUAAAUCCAAAGAAGCAUUACUAGGUUUCAAUGAAUCCUCCAAAAAAACAAAUAAUCAGAAAAUUAAUAGAGCACAAGUAAGUCCAGAUAUUGAUAAAGAAUCUGGAGACAUGGGAAUAGAACUUAAUGUUGAAACACAAUUGAUCAUAACAGCCUUAAUGAAAGACCCAGACUGUUCAAAGAAAUUAAACUUUUAUUAG
Molecule: messenger RNA, 3612 nt
Organism: Plasmodium adleri (nom. inval.)
Lineage: Eukaryota; Apicomplexa; Aconoidasida; Haemosporida; Plasmodiidae
Product: origin recognition complex subunit 1
Exons: 1
Coding region: 1-3612 (1203 amino acids)
Biological process (GO): DNA replication initiation; mitotic DNA replication checkpoint signaling
Cellular component (GO): nuclear origin of replication recognition complex
Molecular function (GO): ATP hydrolysis activity; ATP binding; DNA replication origin binding
Source: RefSeq, a predicted model, not a curated record